This is a messenger RNA of Paramuricea clavata, 3631 nucleotides long. The record is from the annotation of a GenBank genome assembly. NCBI's taxonomy places the organism in Eukaryota, Metazoa, Cnidaria, Anthozoa, Malacalcyonacea, Plexauridae.
AUGGCAUUGCCAACAAGGCAAAUGCAUACUAAUUUAGUCCUAAGACAAAAGCAUUUUUCAACCAUAUCCAACGAGAUUUCGCCGGAAGGCUCGCUCAAAAUGGAGAAUAAAAGGCACAAUCUUGAUCCAAGUAACAACAAUCGUUCGGGUAUGUAAUUUUAGUAAUUUUAAAGUCUAGACAAAGAAAAAUAUUUGAAAUUUGAGAUGAACUUUGGGCACCCCAAGCAUUUCAAAAUGUCAAAAUUGUAACACAUACUGUUGCUUUUCAUUUGGAAGUCAGCGUAAUGGAUCAUUUAGAAUAAGUUUAGAAUAACCGUGUUAGGCACCAAGAACCAUAAUGGAGCCAUGAAAUGUCAAAAAAUAUAUUGUACAUUAAUUUAAUAAUAGUAAAACAAAGUGUCCCUUGUCUGAAAGAAAGAUGUCUUGUACACGUUGCCAAGGAAUGCAAAUCUAUUUGAGGAAUGUUUACAAAAUGUUGUCAAUUAAUGUGACAUGUAAUAAAUAUAAUUUUUUAAUUGGUUAUGGUAGCAAAUUCUGACAAAGCUAAAAAUUUAAGGUUGUACUUUAUAGGCAUUUUAGAGGUUGUUCACUUGUUUGUAUAUUUUUCUACGUUUGACAUAUUGUAACCAUUAACACACGUCACACGCCACCACCCAGAAAGGUUGACAGGACAAAUUAAUAUUUAAAACAGGUUUAAUAUUGCCCUGAUUUUUACUAGAGGAAAUAUGGUCUGUCUGGACAGAAUUUGACAGAUUGACAUAUCAACUGCCAAGACUAAGCCAACUGCCAUUGACCACUUUAUUAACUGUGAACAGAAUACUAUAAGCACACAUAUGAGGCAAAAUAUGCACACUGUACACAACCAGGUGGCAUGAGAUUUCCCCCCCCCCCCCGACUUGAUCUGGCUGAAUUAAUCCCUACAUGAACCCCACAUUUGAGAAAAUACCGAAUUAACCAUUAUCCAUUUUUAGGUUCAAAUGGAAUCUUCAAUAUGAAGUCAAUGAGUUUGAUAAUCCUUACACUUCAGAAUGCUUCGCUCAUCCUAACGAUUCGAUAUUCACGGACAAUCGCAGGACCACUUUACUUUGCAACGACAGCCGUCGUUAUGGCAGAGACGUUUAAGUUAGUUGCGUCAUUGCUAAUUAUUCUUGCCGAGCAUAAAGGGAAUGUUGUGAACUGGGUAUCAUUUUUGCAUCAGUCCAUUAUUGGAAAUCCUAUCGAUACGCUAAAACUAAGUAUUCCAGCUUUAAUAUAUACUGUUCAGAAUAAUCUACAGUAUGUAGCUAUCUCAAACCUUGAUGCCGCCACCUUUCAGGUAAGCUUAAUAUUACAUCAUAGAAAAAUUUUAAAGUACCGUCUGUACCCCAAAUAUGAUUUUCAGUCAGUGGCGUAAGUACUAUGGGCUCAGACCAGGAGAACCCGGGGGCCCCCAACCCCAAUGGGGCCCCCAGGCUUAGGUGAUAGAGCAAAAACAUUGGCCAGGGCCUCUGAUAUGUUACAAUUUUGUUUUCUGACCAUUAGAAUUCUGUAAAAUCUCUCCCAAAGUCCAGGAAAUGGCAUUUCAGAGAGAUUCUAGAUUCAAAAAUUUUCCAGGUGAGCAUGCCCUGGACCCCCUAGAAAACUCGUGCAUAUACGGCGCUCGACUUGUGGAUUUGGCACUUCUACUAGGGGGCCUUUGAAAAUUUUGAACCAGGGGCCCCCUGAUAUAACGUUACGCCACUGUUUUCAGUAAUAGGUUUAUUAGGUUUACAAUAGGAAUUGGCACACUGUCUAUAGUGUAGACAAUUUGUGGCUAUUUCUUCAGAUUAUAAACCAAAAUAUUUCCUUCUUAUACUAAAGAACUAUCAAGGGAAAAGUUUCUUGGUUUAACAACAUAAAUUUUAAUUUUAAACAAUAUUCUUUGCUAAAUAUUUGGAUAUGAUAAAAUCUACAAAACGGCUCUCCAUAAAAAUGGCUGGUAAUGCCAUUUCAGAUGGUCUAAAUUUCAAAAUCUUUAUGGAGAGAUGCCCCUUGAACCUAUAGUACCUAGACUUCUUUCAAAACACAUCCUACUCCAAGUUCCAUUUGGAACACUGCAGUAAACAUUGUAACAUACAUUUGUCAUGCCCUUAGGUUACCUACCAAUUAAAGAUCCUCACAACAGCGCUAUUUUCUGUUGUGAUGUUGAAAAAGACACUUCAGCGAGGCCAGUGGUUUGCUUUAGUCAUGUUGUUCAUUGGCGUUGGUAUUGUACAGUUGCAACAUGGUAAAGUACAUGCAAAAUCCUCAGACACACCCACACCAGGUCCCACACGAAAACAAUAUCCAAUGAUCGGAUUUCUGGCUGUUAUUGCUUCAACGCUUUGUUCAGGAUUUGCAGGUUAGGGUUUCAAUUUUAAUCACUGACUCAUAUUGCAAUGGACCCUGAUACUUACUGGUUAGGUAUUUUAAUGUUUAAUUAUGCCAGUUUUACUCGUGCCGUUGACAAAGUGGUGGGCUUUUAUGUCUACACUAUUUGCCCAUGUCUCCUAUUAAUCAGCCUGUUAUGUGGCGAUGUGCCCUAAUGUACCUACUUUAUUAUUUUACUCUGUCUAACUCCAGACAAUUUUACUCGUCAAGUGAGAAAGCUGGCACUUGAUGGAUAAAGGCUGCUUCACACUUUGUUAUUUUACUUCUUCUAUUGCCAAAGAAUUUCACUUGUCAAAGACAAAAUGUUGCAAUAUAAAUAGUGUUACCUUAUUUUUAAUUCAGGUGUAUAUUUUGAGAAAAUUUUAAAAGGCAGCAAGGCUUCAGUAUGGUUAAGAAAUGUUCAACUAGGCAUGUAUGGUAUUGCCAUUGGUCUGGUGGGAAUGUGGAUUAAAGAUGGAGAGAAGAUCCAGGAAAGCGGGUUUUUUACCGGUUAUACAGGUUUAGUCUGGUUAGUUGUGUUUAACCAGGCAUUUGGUGGAUUACUGGUCGCAGUGGUGGUCAAAUAUGCAGACAAUAUUUUGAAGGGAUUUGCCACAUCCCUUGCUAUCAUUAUUUCAUGUUUUGUCUCUGUAUUCUUCUUCAGUUUCCAGCUGAAUUUACAGUUCAUAUUGGGGGCAGGCUUAGUUAUUUCAGCCGUCUAUCUGUACGGCAAGUCUGCAAUGACUGCGCCCAAACCACAUGAUGGUACUGCACAUCCGACGAAAAUUUAGUUACUGUAUAGAAUAAUGAUAAACUAUCUUAGUAAUAUAUUAGUUGGUAAUAUUAGGUUCUGUAACAGAUCCAUAAGCCCAUAGCAAUGUAUCAUCUGGAUAUGAUACAAAGGUUAGGGAAUUAUGAUAAAUCAUUUUUCACAAAAAAUCUCUAAAAUAACUUCAACAGUUUGCAAGUCAUAACAUUCAAAGAACACGUUUGUACUAUACUGAAUUCUGGUAUGUAAUGCCUGUUUUCCAUCCCGACCAUGUGGAAGCACCAAUUUAAUUUGAAUUAAACUUCAUAUUUGACACAAAAGAGAAUGUUUGUUUCGAUAUGGUUGAAGUGGAAAACAGGCUUAAAAUGGGCAAAAUGUAUGUGCAAAUAUCAUCUAUUUCCUCAAAUAUAUCUCAAAAAUUACUGUUGUAAAUAGCAGAAAAGGCACUUAAGUAAUAUACGGAGUAAAAUGGAUUAUAUUUGUCUUGUAAUGGUG